Messenger RNA from Triticum urartu, 3014 nucleotides. The record is from RefSeq and is a predicted model, not a curated record. Lineage: Eukaryota; Viridiplantae; Streptophyta; Magnoliopsida; Poales; Poaceae.
UGCUCAACCACUCAAUGGCGCACAUAACAACCAUCCUGGGGGUGGUGAUGGCGGCCACACAGCGGUUGCCGUGCUGACGUCGCCGCUCCUCGCUGGAGCAGAAGUUUCUCCGGAGGAGGCGCAAGGAAUGCCUGACUGCGACAUCACCUGUGGCAACAUGAGCGUGCCGUACCCGUUCGGCAUGGGCCCCGCCAGGUGCUACUGGCCCGGGUUCAACCUCACCUGUGACGGCACAAGCAACCCGCCGCGGUUGCUGCUUGGCGACGGCACGCUCCAAGUCCAAGACCUCUCCAUUAGUAAUCGGUCGACAUUUUUGUAUGUCACACGCACGGGCGACGUAGAAGUCGACGGCAAUGGUGAAGGCAUGCUCGGAGGCGGUCUUAUGACCAAUGGGCCCUUCAUGAUUUCAUCCAACCAGCUCAUCCUUGUGGGCUGCAACGUCCAGGCAACGCUCAGGAACGGCAAUGUGACCAUGAGCAGUUGUUCUUCUGUUUGCAAAAACGGUGACGGACUCUCCCAGGCGCGAUCCACACUCGAAGAUGGCAUGCAAUGCUCUGGCAGUGGCUGCUGCCAGUCGGACAUUGUCUUCGACCCCACGGAGGUCGCAGGAUGGCUUGCCAACAGCAUGUCCUACAACGUGCAGCUCAACUGGUUCGGCUGGAACCGCAGCACGGACCAGCAGUGGCGGGUGCAUGUCUUUGUCACUGGUUAUUAUUGGUUCAGCCGUACAACGGUUUUCCGCGAGCUUUUACGAACAGACGCCCCCUCGUCAGCAGAUGCAAUGCAAGUUCCUUUGCUGUUGGAUUGGGAGGUCAUUGGCCAUGACGCAAAAUGCUCCGACGUCUGCAAGAGCAAGCACAGCGAGUGCACAAAGGGCAAGAGAGGCUACACAUGCUAUUGCAAAGAGGGCUACAAAGGGAAUCCCUACAUCGCCGAUGGAUGCAAAGAUAUCGACGAGUGCAGCGAUGAAUGGUACGCUAAGUGUUAUGGUGAUUGUACCAAUUUGGAUGGAUCACAUGAUUGCCGGUGUCCACCAGGAACCCAUGGCGACCCCGGCCUUCCCGGUGGCUGCCUCAACUCCAUCUCAGAUAACUGCAGCACGUCCUGCGGGGAUGUAGACGUGCCGUACCCCUUCGGCAUUGGCUCUGCCGAUUGCUACUGGCCAGGGUUCAACCUCAUCUGUAAUACAAGCCAACAACCAGCAAAGCCACUCCUCGUCCUCCGUUACCUCGUCGACGGCUUGGAUGACUCCUUCCACGUCACGGAGAUCUCCCUCCGGAACAGCACGGUGCACAUCCUCCGCACCAACGCCAUCAUGCCUAUCGACCCCAGCUCCUCAAGUGGUUUUUUUAUGUUUGGCAACUACUCGGAGGCGCCCUACUCACUAUCGACCGGCAACGAGUUCAUUCUAUCAGGCUGCAACCUUCAGGCAACGCUGAAAUGGGAUGGCACCGAGGAUUUCAUCAGCGGUUGUGCCUCCUUCUGCCCCUUCAAUGUCAGUGACACCUAUAUCGAAACGACACUGCAGCGUAGAGGCAGAAACUGCUACGGCAUGGGCUGCUGCCAGGCGCACAUCUCCAUGUCCUCCAAAGGCUUGCCCACGGUGUGGAACUAUCAAAAGAUCAACGAGAACAGUGACCAGGACACGACAUCACAGCCCCCAUACAUGCUAAUCGCAGAGGAGGGAUGGUUCGAUCAGCGACGGUUGUCCAGGGAGAUGGCGGGGCGGGAUGAAUCUGAAAUAGCCAAGGUGCAGGUUCCCCAAGUUCUGCAGUGGGAGGUCAUGCAGGGCUUACCGCGACCAGCUGAGAUCAAGGGGAAUAAGGGCUGUCCAGCAGAGGUAGCCAUCAAGCUCUGCAAGAGUAAGAACAGCUACUGCAAACGAGGGAGCAGAGGCUAUUUAUGCCAGUGCAUGGAUGGCUCCAACAAGCUGGGCAGCAACCCCUACCUCGCCGACGGAUGCAAAGGUAUAUACCUCGGCAUAGGAGUUGCUGUUGGCACAGGCAUCAUACUAUUUGUUCUCGCUGGAUCCUUCACACAUAAGAAAUUCCAACAUCGAAGAGCACAGAUGUUGAAACAGAAAAAGAAUGAUAGGCUACGGAUAGCAACUGAGACUGCCAGAUCUUUAGCUCAUCUUCACUCAACAGAUUCAGUGCCCAUCAUCCACAGAGAUAUCAAGUCUGUUAACAUACUUUUGGAUGAUACUCUAACAGCAAAAGUCGCAGACUUUGGAGCUUCAAGAUAUGUUCCAGUGGAUAGAUCAGGGAUCACAACAAGAGUGCAAGGUACAAGAGGAUAUUUGGACCCCAUGUAUUUCUAUACCGGGCGUCUCACGGAAAAAAGUGAUGUGUACAGCUUUGGUGUCCUGCUUCUGGAGUUGUUGACUAGAAAGAAACCAUUUUCGUACAUUUCUUCCGAAGAUGAAGGCCUUGUCACACAUUUUUCUACCUUAUUCACACAAGGCAAUUUGUCAGAGAUACUAGAUCCGCAAGUUAUGGAAGAGGGAGGCAGAGAAAUGGUAGAAGUCGCAGCACUUGCCGUAAUAUGUGUAACAUUAAGAGGAGAGGAUCGUCCGUCCAUGAAGCAAGUGGAGAUCAAACUCGAAGGCACUCAAGCAUCCAGGGGACAUGAGGGCGGUAAUGCAAGAAAUUGUCCCCCGAGUGCUGAUGGAAGUAGGAGCGAGGUAUUGUCCAGGCAGUAUAGUAUGGAAGAGGAGUUCGCUUCAUCUUCAAGGUACCCUCGGUAGUUCUGCUUAAGCCCGAGCUCAUCAGGAGAUUAGUUUUAAACAUCACGUUUUCAGAGAUUCUCCUUUGAUUUUAUUUCCAUGGAAGCUCCUUUUUGUUAUCCUUUGUUUAAAAUAAACUUGGUGUUAAACUCUCUGUAAUUUUAUAAACUUGCUGUAACCACAUGCUUAGCUAGGCGGCGGCUAUCAUUAGGGAAUCAAAAGAAUGUAAUGAGCUCGCUUUGUUCAGAUCGAUUGUUCUUUAUUUGUGUUUUUCCUGGAGCUUAGUUAU